ACUCCAAUUGUGUAGAGAAACGUAUAUAUUUGUAAGAAGAAUUAAAAAUAAAAUUUGUAUUUUGUGGUGUCAGUUUUCUUUGAUGGUCUAUGCGGAAACAAAGAGACAGCAGUGAUUAAAUUGACUUUUGGAAUUCGCCUUUUUGAACUAUGUUGUUGGAACUUGUUGCUUCUCCCAUAAAGUUCUUUCUUCCUUGGGUUUAGAUUGAAGAAGAAGAAAAGAAGAGAGAUUGAAAUUGAGAAGCAAAGAAUGAGUUGGGAAGAACCAUUUUACACUCUCUUAACCAACUCAUUCACCCUUCUUUCAUGGCCUCCAUUUAGUUUGCUUUGUCCAUUGUUUGUUUCUGUUUGUGCAAUGGAGAGUGAUUCUCGUUCCAGCAACCAGCGAUGCCUUGCUUUUUGGGUUCUGUUUUCCUUGUCAACAAUCGUGGAAUGGGAACUUUCACUGUUGUUUAACUGCCUCCCAUGGUGGCCGCAUCUGAAAUCCAUAGCCACUGUCUUGCUGUUGAUGCCUUAUGUUGGUGCAGCACAAUGUAUCUACAAAUUCCUAAUUAGACCCUACAGUUCUUGGACCCUAUUUACUAAGAUAUCAAACAUCUUCAGUGAGAAGGGCACAGAUUUUGAAUCAGAUGAGGGGGCUAAACUUUUUGAUGUCUCUGACCAGACAAUUACAUCAAGUCAAAUACAGGAAAAGGAACGUGUUGAUUUCUCUGAUCAGACAAUUACGCCAAGUCAGAUACAAGAAAAGAAACUUGAAGCAUGUCAGGAUCAUAGUGCAGGUUGUGACAAAACUGAAAGCAGUUAUGCAAGGAUAACUACUAAAAAGCUAGUUCAGAAGGAAUGGAGCUGUGCUUUAUGUCAGAUUAGUACUACCAGUGAAAAUUGCUUGAGGGCACAUCUCAAAGGGAAGAAACACAAGGAUAAGGAAAAAAACCUAAGAGUAGAGUUCCAUGAAACAAAUAGCAAAUCCCUGUUAUCUUCUACUCAGAAAAGAAUCAAAGGCAUGGUUCUUAUAAGGAAUCUCAACCAAAUUGCUAGCAUUCUCAACCCAGUUUCCAGAUCCAUAAGAUGGUGUGAGUGGACAAAGCCAAAGUUUGGAUGGACAAAACUAAACACUGAUGGUUCUAUCUACAGAGACAGUGCCAGUUUUGGAGGGCUGCUUCGUGAUCAUACGGGUGAACCAAUAUGUGCUUUUGUCUCUAAAGUGCCUCAAGGAGAUGUUUUCUUGGUUGAACUGUGGGCCAUUUGGAGAGGCCUUGUUCUUUGCUGGGGCCUUGGGAUCAAAGCAAUAUGGGUGGAAUCAGACUCCAUGAGUGUUGUGAAGACAGUCAAUAGAAAACAGCAUUGUCCAAAAGCUGAUAACUAUUUGAAACAAAUUUGGAAACUAUUGAAGAAGUUUGAUAAAUAUCAAAUUUCUCACUCAUGGCGUGAAACUAACAGAGCAGCAGAUCAUCUUGCUAAGAUGGUUGUUUGGGGAAAUGAUGUGGUUUUGUGGCCAGUUGAUUUUCCACCUACCCUUUGCAGUAUCAUUGAAGAUGAUGCCAAAGGAAAGAAAUACCUCAGGCGAUGAGAGAAUGUUAGCAACACUCUUUUGAAAUGAACAAACUCUACUAUUGGUUAAAGUCUUGGAAACUAUAAACUUUAAACAAUUAGAGAGAGUAUGUUUCUACAUGAUCAUGAUAUCCAACUUGGGUUAGUAUCAGAUUGCCAUUUGAAUAGAGAAGAAACAAAGUUAGAAAAGGGUGAGUUAAAGCUUAUGUUGUAGCUUAGUUUCUUCUAUUUGGAGGUCAGGUAACAUCACUGUUUUAGACUCCAAAAAAGUUCAAGAUUGAUAUGUAGUGUUGCUACCACUGGCCAUUAACAUUGUUAAAGUUGUAGAGAACAAAUCUGAACUUUUUUUUUA
This is a messenger RNA of Vigna radiata var. radiata (mung bean), 1902 nucleotides long. RefSeq lists its product as uncharacterized. Bases 250 to 1569 code for a protein of 439 amino acids. The record is from RefSeq and is a predicted model, not a curated record. Lineage: Eukaryota; Viridiplantae; Streptophyta; Magnoliopsida; Fabales; Fabaceae. Gene Ontology annotation, molecular function: zinc ion binding; nucleic acid binding; RNA-DNA hybrid ribonuclease activity. The transcript has 5 exons.